AUGUCGUCUGUGACUGGUGUCGAGGUGGACUUUAUUCCGGUGCUUGAACUCCCCGAGGAGGAGCAGCUCGAUGAGGGCGGGCUCGCCGAGCUGUACGGCGACUUGCAUCUACGCAACUUCUUUGCCCUCGCCAGCAUCGACAUUCCUCCGCAUGUGGUACUUGCCGAGGCGCAAAACCUUGAGUAUGCGUUUCGCACAACUGUUGCCACUUCCAAGCCCGAGAGCGGCGGCACCCGGGUCGCCAUCUCCACUGGCGCUGUCUUCUCGGCCUUCUUUGCUGGCCAGUGGCUGCAAGCCUUCUUUGCCGCCCUCAUCGCGCUCGCCUCGGAUCCAACCGUCUCCAACGACGACAUCCUCACUGCGCUCCGCCUCCAGUUCCCCACCCUCACCAUGGUGCUCACCAGGGUCAUCGACGUGCCGAACAUGACGUUCUUUGACGACAAGGUCGAGAUCCGCGGCCCAUCCGCUGUUGUCCUUCCAGGCUCGCAGAAUCCUGUCCCGGUCCGGAAGAUCCGCAUCACUGCCCCGUUUGACCACAAGGCCAUGCGCAAGUUCUAUCCGCAGCUCUCGCGGCUGCUCAAGUGGCUCGUCUCGCUCCGGGUGCGCGUGGUCGACAAGGCCGCCCCGAGCCAGCUAGCCUCGGUCUAUGCCUUUGACUCGGCCAAGCAGGUAUUCUCGUUUGAGGGCUAUGUCGCCGGCGAUCAGCUGCUAUGGAUAGAGACUGCCGGCGGGCCCGCUGUGGCGCCCGCCGAUCCCGAGCCCCGUCUCGCCGCCUCGGGCACCGUCAUUGCCAACGCCCGGUGCUUCGACCUUGCCUUUCCGCCACACCAGGAGCUCGCUCUGUUCAUGGACAUGCAGAUGACUGUCUGGGGCUUCAACGUCCUCCAGCUUCCCGUCGUUGGUAUGGAGCUUCUCACCUCGCCUGACAACCCCAGCUGCGCCGAGCUCACCGUCGUCUCGGUUACCAACCCGACGUCGACGCUCAAGCUCUUCUCAUGGCUCCUCUCACUCUCGGAGCUCUACGAUGAGCUCAUCCGCACCUUUUCCCUCCGCGUCUUUAUCGGCAAUCGGACGCUGCCGCCCAAUAUCACCGCCGUCACCAAGGCUUCCGACACCGCCAACGCCGCCGACGCCGCCAACGCCGCCGAUGCGGCUUCGUCAGCGGCAACCGACGGGUGGAUCGGCUUUGCCGGGCCGAACCAAUUCGCCUUUCUCCUCACCGUCGCCUUCCCGCUCAAGCUCGUCACUCGGGUGCUCUCGCACAUUUGGGACAAGUUUGUCAAAAAGUACACGUGGGUCGACAUCCUCGCCUUUGCGAGCGACACGCUCAACGCAUUUGUUUCGGACCUCGGCGUGGUCAUGGCCCUGUAGGCAGCGGCGGUGCGAGGCAUUGCAUGUGUGUUUGUUGCUUGCGCUGGCGCCAUCAGAACCGUACUCUGCGGACCUCGCCGCGCUCCGGAUCGCCGACGCCGCCCGAGGCGAACUCGUCGAGCGGCAGCGUCGAGGCCAGCAGCUCGACGCCGACGUCGUCCGAGUU
Molecule: messenger RNA, 1537 nt
Organism: Thecamonas trahens ATCC 50062
Lineage: Eukaryota; Apusomonadida; Apusomonadidae
Exons: 2
Coding region: 1-1371 (456 amino acids)
Source: RefSeq, a predicted model, not a curated record